GGAGACCCCGUGACCCGGGGGAGCCGUCUGACGAGGGCAGUGCCGUUCCCGCUCCUUCCCAUCAGCCCUGGGACCAGCAGUGCGCCCCUCCCCCUCGGCCCCCAGCAGCCCUGAGUUACUUUCUGGGACGGACCCCCUGUUCAGGACGGGUCACAGACACAGAAUGCAGUGACAUGUGGCCUUGUGUGCCCGGCUUCUCUCGUUCAGGUCUGUGUCUCCCAGGCCCUGGGUCAUGGUGGGACCUGCCAGGGCGUCACCUCUCUGUGUGGCCGAGGGACACUCAGACGUAGGUGCAGACAGACACGCGUGGUGGUGUUCAAUCUCCUGCUCAGGGACUCGGGGACAUUUCUAAACAAUCUGUCCCUGAGCCCAGACUGCUCUGUGAUGAGGACAGCUUUUCAGUCAGUGGUGUUGGGGACCCUGGACGUCCCCAGGCCUGGGAGGAGUUGGGCUAUCAGGUCACAGCAGACACAGAAAUUAACUCACGACGACCCAAAGACCCACCUGCAGGGUCUGAAGAUGACAGAACCCCUGGAGGGGUCAGAGGGGACGACUGGCCACGUUGGAUGGUGUUUGGGUCCCACGUGGUGACAUGGGGUCACCUGGGGGGUGUCUCUGUCUGAGUGCCUCAGGGAGCCCCCAUUCCCGGUGGGUCCACAGUCCUCAGAUGACAGGGGUCCUCCUUCCUGUGCUGACGGGUUCUAGUGCAUGGGGGUGCGUGUGUCUGUGCGCACACGGGGCCGCAUGUUGUUCUGCCUGUGCAUCUCACGGGGGGGGGGUCUGUGUCUCCCCCUCAUGAGCCGUGCUCUGAGGACACGGGAUGCAGGUGCCCCGACCGAGGGCUUUCACGUCCUUCACAAGCGCACGUGGGGUCGGUGUGUCUGGACUCGGUCCCCCGGCUGCUGGGAACCAGGUCGGCUUUGACCUCACAGAGACGCUUUCUGUUUCUCCCGCUGUCAGACGGCAGACGCCGGCCCUGGAGGGUCGGGGGCUUUCUCUGUUCCGUUUCGUUCGAUCGUCAUCUAUCUCUGCAUCAAGAAGCCAAAAGAGGGAGGAUUCCAGCCCGUGUGCCGGGGGCUCCCCAGCGGGGCGCGCUACGAUUUGGAGCCCCUGGAGGAGAGGGAGUGACAGCCCGGGCUGGGGGCGGGGUCUGGGUGCUGGGGCUCCUCCCCCAUCCGGAGCCGCCGGAGGGGGAAACUACUUGGCAGCCACCCCGGUGCUUCUCCGCCGAGCCCCAGGCCCCUGGGCUCAGAGCCGACCUGCCCCUCGGCCGUCUGAAAGGUGAGGCGUCUGCAGCAUUUGUGUUUUUUUCUGGCGUGGGUCCCGGGGACUCGCUGGGAGCCGACGAAGAGAAGCUGCAGCUGAAGGUCCUACAUCAGCAGAGACUGUGACCUGGACCUUGUCACCCAGUACAGCCCGUGCCAGCCUGGCUCCUUCACCACCCACCGACACCCAGAGACGGCGUGCCUGCCCUGUGCUGAAUGCCGGGAGGGUGAGUGGGCGCAGUGAGCUCGGGGGCCCUUUGGUUCCCACAGCGCGCCCUGCAGCGACCUGGCUCCUAGGAAUCACCCCAAGGGCAGGUGUCACAGGAAGACCAUCGGCGUUUCAACAAGGACAGCCUGAGUCUGCACGUGGCUUUGGGCAGCGAGGACGGUGUGACAGAGUUGCUCCUGCCGACCCUGAGCUCAGUGUGUGUCCCCCCAUCAGGUGUCCCCGCUUUGUCUCCUUUCUCGGUUCCUCCAGCCGUCAGGGCACAGGCUGUCCGCUCUCUGGCUGACCUUGUUCCCAGGUGGUUUCUGCUUUCGGACGCAACCACAGGAGGGGCUGACGACACCUCCCUCUGGUUACCCUGUCACUGCUGCACGGAAGUGCACCCGUGUCCACGUUGUGUCCUGCGACCUCACUGCCUUCAUUUCCACGUUCUCACGAGAUUUUGUUCUCUCCAUUUUCCCUGAACCACUGCACCCCAACCCAGCCAUCCCCUAAAACAGUCAGGUAAUUUAAAGCACAGGGUGCAAAGGCCCUGGGCUUCUGCCCUGGGUGACAGGGGACCCCGUGGGAGGGGCUGCACAGGAGGGAGGUGAUGGGGCAGGACUCGCUGGCUGCUGUGCAGAGCGCGGCCUGCAGGGGGCAGCAGCGGGAUGGAGACUCAGAGCAGAGGGGCCUGGCUUCCUCAGGGGGUGGUCUGGGGGAGGCACCUGGCUGGGGCAGGGAAGUGUGGGCAAGUGGGGGGCUUCUGAGCAGUUUCCCACAGGAGAGCCGGGUGCUCCCUGCUGGCGAGGGAUAGGUACCUGCAUUACCGGUCCAUGUGUCAUGGCUGAUUUCCAUGGAGGGAUCCAAGGUGAAGAGGCCCCCAGGGGACAUUUGCAGAGGAGGCUCUGGGGUCACCAGUGAUGGCGGUGGUGCCUGGGUCAGCCCUGGGCAGGCAGCCUCUCCAUGUGGAACCCUCCUCCUCCUUCCAGUUGGUCCCUGCUGCCCAGCCCCUGCUGGCCCUCUCUCUGUGCACAGCAGGUCAGGAUGGGGAGGUGCCUGGUGCCCUGUCUGCCUGCCCUCCCUGUGUGCCUCGCCGUGGUCCAGCUGCUCAGCCCCUGCUCAGCUGAGUUUGCUGUGGUCGGACCCCCCGAGCCCAUCCUGGCCAUGGUGGGUGAAGACGCAGACCUGCCCUGUCACCUGUCCCCGGAGAUGAGCGCUGAGAGCAUGGAGCUGAUGUGGGUGCGACCCGGCCACAGGCAGGUAGUGCACAGGUACGCACACGGGCAGGAGGAGACGCCGGCAGAGGAGUUUCGAGGAAGAACUUCGAUUUCACGAGAGGACGUCACUGCGGGGAAGGCCGCUCUCCAGAUUCACAGCGUCAGCGUCUCUGACAACGGAACCUACCUGUGUUAUUUCCAAGAUGGAGACUUCUAUGCAGAAGCCCAGGUGGAGCUGCAGGUGGCAGCACUGGGCUCUGAUCCCCACAUUGCAAUUAAGGGCUACGAGGCUGGAGGGAUCCGAGUGAACUGCACGUCUGCCGGCUGGUACCCGCAGCCCCAGAUCCAGUGGAGAGACGCCGGGGGACAGAGCUUGUCCUCGGAGGCAGCAUCUGAGGCUGCAGACCCCCAGGGCCUUUAUGCAGCCUCAGCGUCUGUGAUCCUGGAAGGCGGAUCUGGGGAGGGGGUCUCCUGUGUCAUCAGAAACCCCCUGCUGGGCCAGGAGAGGUCAGCCAGGCUUUCCAUCCCAGGUGCCUUCUUCAGGGACACACAGCCUUGGAAGGUGGCCUUCAUCGUGACCCUGCUGCUGCUCCUUGCGGGGCUCCUGUUCGGUGUGUGGUACUUGCUGUGGCGACAGCGGAAGAGGAUCUGGGCCCUGUUCCAGGAGGAGGGGAGAGCAGAAGCUCAGAAAGACGCAGCGCGGGCAGAGCUGCGUCUGCAGCAAAGCACCCAAGCCACGAACAGGAUCUACUCCAAAUGCGGGCAGGAGGUUCCCAAAUCUAGCUGGAGGAUGUUCAUGAGGCUCUCGAGACUGGAGGAGAACCACCUUGUCAUCUGUGAGCACGAGGACCCGGGGACCCUGACUGAGCAGCACCACAGGACGCUGCCGCGCUGGCAGAGCGAGCUGGGGCGCGCCGCGUCCCCCUGCAGGCUCGUGGCGGCCCUCCGUGAGAUGCAGCUGCGGGAGCAUCUGUAGAAUGUUACCAACGAGCUGGUGCUGAAGGUAUCUUAGGUCGUGAGGACACAGAGCCCCGAACUGGAGUCAGCUCUUUCGGCAACAGCUGCGACUUAGCAGCAUCCUGGGUGCUGACCUUCCCCAGGUCCCUUCCCGUGGGCGCCUUCACAGGUCCCAGAUGGGGACGG
Phyllostomus hastatus (greater spear-nosed bat) is the source of this 3833-nucleotide messenger RNA. RefSeq names its product butyrophilin subfamily 3 member A2-like. Gene Ontology annotation, molecular function: signaling receptor binding. Gene Ontology annotation, cellular component: external side of plasma membrane. Lineage: Eukaryota; Metazoa; Chordata; Mammalia; Chiroptera; Phyllostomidae. Gene Ontology annotation, biological process: regulation of cytokine production; T cell receptor signaling pathway. The transcript is spliced from 8 exons. Bases 2437 to 3666 code for a protein of 409 amino acids. The record is from RefSeq and is a predicted model, not a curated record.